AUGGCAACGCUACAAAAUCCAAUUACAGGAGCACUGCUCACACUGCUUCUCGCCGUUGCCCUGUGGUCUCUUCUCCAAGGCCUGCUACGGAAUAUUCAGCGCCGACGGCUUGCGACGCAAGCAGGCUGCGAGCCUCUCCCAUCUGUAACGCAGAAAAGCUACCUCUUUGGCCUAGAUCAGGGUUUGGAAUACCUCAUCUCCAUCGCGGCCGGGAAGCGUAAUCUCCCUUUGAUGGAAUUGUUGGGCAGCCUGGGAAGCACCCACAGUCGCCAAGUCUAUCGCACUAGAGAGAUCGUGACCGCGGACCCGGAGAACAUCAAGACUGUCCUCGGCACUCGAUUUGCGGAUUACGGGGUGGAAGAUGUUCGAAUGUUCUCCGUCAAACCUGUUCUCGGGGCUGGUGUGAUGAGCAUGGACGGCCAUGUAUGGAAGCAUUCGCGAGCCGUGGUUCAAAAGCUCAUGGCUCGCUCUCAAACAGCAGACCUCUCGUGGCUAGCGAAACAUGUCGACAACCUUGUCGCUGCUCUUCCCAAGGACGGCAGAACCAUCGACCUGCAGUACUGGUUUGCGAGGCUCGAGCUGGACUUCUCCACCGAAAUGAUGUUCGGAAGUUCGUUCGGAAGCCUCACUGGUGACAUGUCUCCCGAGGCGGAUGGAUUUGUCGAAGCAUGGAAGUUGGGCCAGCAGGGAAUGGGAGAACGGCGUCACCUACCACGGUCCAGCCUGUUUCAUUGGAAUCGUGCCUUUUGGUCGUCAUGUCGUACGAUUCACACAUUUGUCGACAAGGCAAUACUCRCGGCGAWCCAAAGGCAGAAGAAAGACCCGCAGAGCGCUGCUCGCAAUGUUAUGGCUUUCGAGCUCGCUGCUCAGCUAGAGGACCGUAUUGCGAUGCGUGAGCAAUUGUUGAAUGUGUUUCUCGCCGCUCACAACACUACAGCAAUUUUCAUGUCGAACGUGUAUUUCUGCCUAGCACGAUACCCGGCCGCUUUUGCCAUUCUGCGGGAAGAGGUGGAAUCUGUUGGUGAAAGUGACAUCAAUGCCGAACGCUUGAAGAGAAUGCCAUAUCUGCAAAAUGUUCUCAAAGAGACGCUCCGCAUGCACCCACCGUUAUCCACGACCACAAGAGCAGCAGUCAGAGAUACUAUUCUCCCGCAAGGCGGCGGGGAUUCUAAAAAGGCCCCUGCGCUGGUUCGCAAGGGCGACUUCAUCGUCAUAAGCUUCUACGCACUCCAUCGCAACAAGGAGGUGUUUGGCGAUGAUGUCGACACCUUCCGACCAGAGCGAUGGGACAGCAUUCGACCGCGUUCGUGGGAGUAUAUGCCCUUCGGAGGCGGACCGCGCGUUUGUCCAGGGCAGCAGCUGGCCAUUAUAGAGGCUGGGCUCAUUCUGUUCAAAAUGAUGAAGGCAUUUGGAGGGAUUGAGAAUCGCGAUCCGAUCUGGGAGUUUGUGGACCGGUACAAGCUUGUGACGGAGAGCAAGAAUGGCGUUAUCGUUUCUCUGAAACCGACCUUGGGGGAGUAA
Molecule: messenger RNA, 1521 nt
Organism: Ramularia collo-cygni
Lineage: Eukaryota; Fungi; Ascomycota; Dothideomycetes; Mycosphaerellales; Mycosphaerellaceae
Product: related to n-alkane-inducible cytochrome P450
Exons: 1
Coding region: 1-1521 (506 amino acids)
Molecular function (GO): heme binding; iron ion binding; monooxygenase activity
Source: RefSeq, a predicted model, not a curated record